GGUUGACUGUAAUUUCAGUCUUGACAGCAAGAUAAAUCUUACUAACUUCACCGAGGUACGAAGAUCUGCAACCAAAAAUACUCCACAACGAAACCACAACCACAGUUCAUUACGUUCAUAAGUUUCAGUGGAUCAAACUGAAAACGGGGUGUGUGCCGCAGAGCCUGUCUUUUCUGUCCAUCAAUUAUUAGGUAAAGAAAACAUCUACGGUGAAGCCGCAGCCAGAUUCAUUACUAAAGAACUGAACAUCCGAAAGCAGCUACUUAUAUUUCUGAACUUGAAAGAAUAUACACGAGACACUGUGCUCAGCAUUGUGGAAGCUAUUAAGAAUUAUUCCCGAGAUAAAGAUGUCUGUAGCAAAGAGAACAAAAGUUGCUGAAAAUUACUUUGGUCAAGUUGUAAUCGGGCCCCCCGGAUCAGGCAAAACCACAUAUUGUGGCAAAGUUUAUGAUUUCUAUAAAGACAAGUUGAACAGGAAAGUUGAAGUAGUGAAUUUAGAUCCAGCUAAUGAAAAUAUGAACUAUAAACCUGCUAUUGAUGUUAUGAAGCUAGUAACUGUUGAGGAUGUAAUGGACACUUUGAAAUUAGGACCUAACGGGGCCCUUAUGUACUGUAUGGAGUACUUGGAGGAAAAUUUUGAUUGGUUGUUAAAGCAAUUAAUUGAAAUUAAAAACAGUUACCUAAUCUUCGAUAUGCCAGGGCAAGUGGAGCUUUACACACACCAUAAUUCUAUUAAAAAUAUUUUUGGAAAGUUGGAAAAAAUGGGGUACCAUUUGUGUGCAGUGCAUAUGGUCGAUUCUCACUAUUGUUCAGACCCUUCAAAAUUUAUUUCAACUCUUUUACUGAGUCUCUCAACAAUGAUGCAGAUUGCUUUACCACACGUUAACGUUUUGACUAAGGCUGAUUUACUGAAGAAGAAUGCUGACAAGUUAGAUUUCAAUAUUGAUUUUUAUACUGAUGUUCUGAAUCUGGAUUAUUUAUUAGACUUGUUAGAUGAUGCGCCACUUACAAAUAAAUACAAAAAACUCAACAAGGCUUUGGUUGAUUUAAUCCAGGAUUACAGUUUGGUUUGUUUUGUUCCAUUAGAUGUCAAAUCAGAGAGGAGUUUAUUAAAUUUGAAAAGUGCAAUCGAUAAGGCUAAUGGUUACAUUUAUGGCAGUGGUGAAGAACGAAGUAUUCAAGCUUUACUGUCAUGUGCAGUUGGGUCGAGAACUGAAUCUGAAAGAUACGACGCUGAUUUCUUUUAGUGUUUAAUGUACUGAAUUCAUUUCACAAAAUAUAAAUGUUUUUUUCAA
This is a messenger RNA of Tribolium madens (black flour beetle), 1295 nucleotides long. RefSeq names its product GPN-loop GTPase 2. The transcript has 4 exons. Gene Ontology annotation, cellular component: cytoplasm. The coding region runs from base 348 to 1247 and encodes 299 amino acids. Gene Ontology annotation, molecular function: GTPase activity. The record is from RefSeq and is a predicted model, not a curated record. Lineage: Eukaryota; Metazoa; Arthropoda; Insecta; Coleoptera; Tenebrionidae.